This is a messenger RNA of Sabethes cyaneus, 1850 nucleotides long. Its product is annotated as dehydrogenase/reductase SDR family member 7-like. Gene Ontology annotation, molecular function: oxidoreductase activity. The record is from RefSeq and is a predicted model, not a curated record. The transcript is spliced from 7 exons. Lineage: Eukaryota; Metazoa; Arthropoda; Insecta; Diptera; Culicidae. Bases 416 to 1384 code for a protein of 322 amino acids.
GACUCUCCGUGUUUUGCUUUUGCUAUCGAACCCAAACUUUGCACAAAAACCGGAUAUUUUAUCGUGCAUGGUUGAUGCGUUAUUGAACAGUCAGUCAGUCAGUGGUUGCAUUUCCGAAGAAAGUAACACAGUGGAAGAGGCGUACGGUAAAUAGUGCCAUAAUAUUGCGAGCAACUGCGUAAGCGUUUUAUGUUUUUUCGAGGUGUGUUCGAAGCGCUUGUGUAUAAUACGAACGGUGCAGCUCCAGUCAGGCGUAGUGUUGUUUCAUUUUGGGUCAGUAGGAGCGACAAUUUGUCGUCGUAGUCAGAAGCGCAGCGACGUCGCUGUCUGUUUCGUCGCUGGAAUUUUAGAGUGAUAAAUCCCAUUACCGAGGGGGAAUCCGCCUCGAGCAAAGAGAAAACAUUCCUGCCAAAGCAUGGCUUUUUUCUUCAAUUUCGUUGCCAUCUGUACGAUCAUUUACUUCUUGGUGCAGAUCAUCCUCUGGUUAGUGCUUGAUGCGGAUAUUGAACUCUUCGUACUGUCCAAAUUAGGAAAACCAAUAUCCUCGCUGAAGGGAAAAGUGGUUUGGAUCACGGGAGCCUCGAGUGGCAUUGGUCGAGAUUUGGCAAUCGCGCUAGCGAGAAAUGGCGUUCGAUUGUGCUUAUCGGCUCGCAAUAUAUCGGAGCUGCUUAAGGUCAAGCAAGACUGUAUGGCGCAAUCGAAUGGUAUUCUUGGACCGAACGAUGUUUACGUUCUCCAGAUGGACAUGCUGGACAUCAAUCACCACAAUGACUAUUUCAACAUGGUGAUUGACCACUUUAAGACACUGGAUAUUCUGGUAAACAAUGCUGGUCGCUCGCAACGAGCCGAAUGGAACGCUAUCAAUGUGAAGGUAGACCGAGAGCUGUUCGAGCUGGAUGUCUUUGCGGUGGUACAUUUGUCACGCAUCGCUUUGAACUUUUUCAUACGUAAUUCGAUCAAGGGUCAUCUGGCUGUGACAAGCAGCACAGCCGGUUUGAUUGGAGCGCCAAACUCCGCCAGUUAUACGGGAGCGAAACAUGCACUACAUGGAUACUUCGAAACUCUCCGAAACGAACCGAUCGAAGUGAAUAUUACAAUCUUCUGCCCAGGACCAACGGCAACCAACUUUCUUCAGGAAUGUUUCACCGAUUCUCCAGGAACGAAAUACAACCAAACGGUUCAACCGGAGGAUAAACGAAUGACCAGUGAACGAUGUGGCUACUUGUAUGCAAUCGCACUGGCUAAUAAGACCCAUCUCAGUUGGGUUGGUAAUUUUCCCAUCAAUCUUAUUCUGUACAUCGGUUGCUACUACCCAAAUAUCAAGCGACUUUUGCUGAAAAUUGUAGGCAUGCGACGUCUGCGACAGGUGCGAGAUAGCCGAUGAGUGAAAUCUUCUUUGCAUUGUUAGUUCUUCGAUUUACUGCAAUCACCCACACUUGCAUGUCAUACCUCCUACUUACAACACCGUCGCGACUUUGUCAACAUAUUCUGAGAGCAACAGAUUGUACGCUGCAUUUUCUCUCGAAGUGCACACUGAUUAUUUUUACGAUUAGUCAAUUGUUGAUAUUCUAUAGAAAAUCGUUAAUUUAUCAAUCGUCAUUAGCAGCAGAUCUCUGACAGUAUCGGUUUCACGAGCACACCAACUAACAACACAGCAUGCAAUGCCAUAAAUUAAUGCGUAUUAUUCCAACCAAAAUGUCAUUCCGAUUAGAAAGGGAUAGGUUUUGGCAGUAUGAUCGGAUUUGCAUUUGAAGCAGGAAACAACAAUAGUUUCAAAAUACAAAACGCUUGAAAAAGUUGUCCAAAGUGGAGAUAUAGUCGAACUGCCAAUCAAAUAAAACUAAUUGAUA